Molecule: messenger RNA, 1918 nt
Organism: Mauremys mutica (yellowpond turtle)
Lineage: Eukaryota; Metazoa; Chordata; Testudines; Geoemydidae
Gene: TMEM265
Product: transmembrane protein 265
Exons: 3
Coding region: 555-929 (124 amino acids)
Source: RefSeq, a predicted model, not a curated record
CGGUGGCUCGUGACAUGUUUUCUCGGCAUUGGGGCUGCUGGAUAGACACAUGCUGAGAGGCAGAGGGACACACACAGAGACUCACAUGUCCUGCUGCUGCUGCCCAUGGGGAGCGGGCUGCCAGGCAUGGAGAGAGCAAAACUCCCAAGCUAAUCGAAGGCGGCAGCCAGACGGUUCCCCUGCCCCAGAAACUAGCUCCUAACCCACGGCAAACAGCCCUCCCCAUGUCACACGCCCCAGAGGCAGGGGGAUGUCAAGGCUCAAGCCACUAGCCCAGCCUGACUAUCCACCCGGGGACCUGGCAGGGACUCGGCCAGAGGGGCAAGGUGGGUGGGGGCGUUUGCCGAGGCAGCCGGCCAGCUUUGAGUCAGAGUCAGUGAGCUCAUGCUGAGAGGCUGGGCCCAGCCCUAAAGAGGAACUGCCAAACCUGGACCGGGAACUCACCCGUGUGCAGACAAACAGGCAGAGGGAGACGGGUGCAGCUGGGAUCCCAGGCCAGGACCUUGCCACCAGGUGUCCCCACGGCCCCAUGCUGGGGGAGCCCUUGGUGCCCCAUGGGGGAGGAGAUGGCACUCAGCGUGGGGAAUGGCUGCGCUGGGAAACCCGCAAAGGAUGAGGCAGAGACUGUGGUGAUGAUCCAGGAGGGGCCCUCGCGGCCUAAGCCGUCUGGCUGGACCCCACGUCCCCGUGCCCUCCGCAACCUGGCCAUAGGCAGCAUCAUCUGCGGCUGCUCCUGCCUGGGGGUGCUGGCCCUAAUCUAUGCUGUCAAGGCCAACGAGAAGCGGAAGACAAACUCUUCUGAUGCGGAUCUCUGGGCCCGGAAGUCCUUCCGGUUCUCUCUUCUCAGCAUCGGGGUCUGGGUGUCUCUGCUCAUCCUGGUGCCGCUGCUCAUGGGACUCAUCUCCUACCUGAUUGCCAGGGCAGAGUGAUCUCCUGCCGCAUCCUCAUUGGCUCUGGGGGAUCAGGGGGAUUCCCAGGUCUGAUUUUUUUUCCCUCCUGGGACUGCAGGAUGGGAGUUGCCCUGGCUGCAUCUCACCACUACUGGCCUGGAAUCUCCCCAGCCCUGCCAGUUCUGGAGCAGCUCCGGCUUCUCCAUGGCUUGGGACUGAGACUUUAGCGAGACCAGGGUGGGGAGUGGGACAGGAUCAUCCGUGAUUGUCUAUUCCCAGCAGAGAUGGCGAUAAAGGAACCUAAAAAACAUCAAGGAAAAAUCCAAGGCUGGUAGGGCUAAGGACCAGACUGAUUCCAUUCCUAGAUGGAGAUGGUAAAGCUGUUAAUAAGGAUGUACAAAAGGUGCUUUGUAUUUGGAGAGAAGCAGGAUGAUGAACUCCUAUCAUAUGAGGAUGAUGAAGUACUUUCCAGCCCAUUAAUGACCGAGGAGGAUGUUAAACAACAUCUACUAAACACGUUCCAAUCACAGGCCUGCAAAUGUUCAUUUUUAAUAGAUGUUGGAAUGAAAUUCCAGAAGACUGGUAGAAUGCUAAUGCUGUGCCGGGCAAGCAGGGUGACCAGGGGGAUUACAGGCUGGUUAGCGUGACAUCAAUCCUGGGACACAUAAGGGGAAAGCUGAUAAGGGAUUCCAUCAACAAAGACUGAAAAGAUGUAGUUAAAGCCAGACUGCACUGGUUUAUGGGAAAGACAUUUUUUGUCAGACAAAGCUGAUUAAAUUCUUUAAAAAGGUUAAGAAUUUGGUUGAUAAACGCAGUUGGGUAGCGGUAAUAUAUUUAGGGUUUUUGUAAGGCAGUUGACUUAGACUCACAUGACAUUCUGAUAAAAAAUAUAGCACAAUGCAACAGCAACAGAGCACAAGUGAAAUGGAUUAAGAACAGGCUGACUGGCAGCUCUCAAGAAGCAGCUGUCAAUGGGGAAUCAUCCCUGAAUGGGGGUGUUUCUAGCGGGGAUCUGCAGAGAUCGGUAC